AUGAGUCACGAGGAGUUGACGUACACAACUUUGGAAAAGUCUCCGUUAUGCACCAUAAAUCCAUACAAUCAGAACACCAAUACUCCGACAGAUGGAAUGAUUGUGAAAUUGGAAUUUGAUGAACCGGAUGAAAAGUGGUCACAUGAUCCAAGCAACUUGCAAUACAUCAAGCAAGAAUCAGAAAAUCAAAUGUCUAGUGAACCGAUAUCGGCUGCUCAGAACAAUACCGUCUACGGGGAUCCCCAUCAGAGCUCUUCGAACAAUUCGAUCGCCUACAACCAACAGUUCAUCAACUCCAGAGAAAGCACAGUGUCCCCAGCAGCCAGUGGUAAGAAUCUUUAA
Molecule: messenger RNA, 342 nt
Organism: Caenorhabditis briggsae
Lineage: Eukaryota; Metazoa; Nematoda; Chromadorea; Rhabditida; Rhabditidae
Exons: 2
Coding region: 1-342 (113 amino acids)
Source: RefSeq, a predicted model, not a curated record